Messenger RNA from Pneumocystis jirovecii RU7, 831 nucleotides. Its product is annotated as protein-transporting protein BCP1. NCBI's taxonomy places the organism in Eukaryota, Fungi, Ascomycota, Pneumocystomycetes, Pneumocystales, Pneumocystaceae. The transcript has 3 exons. The record is from RefSeq and is a predicted model, not a curated record. Gene Ontology annotation, cellular component: nucleus. Bases 1 to 831 code for a protein of 276 amino acids.
AUGAAAAAAAGAAAAGGAAAACAUGAAAAAGAAGCUUCAGAAUCUUCUGAAAAUGAUGAUUCUUCUUCAGAAUCAGUAAAUGAAGAGUUUUUGAAUGUCGAUUUUGAGUUUUUUAAUGUGCGUCAUACGGAUGUUUCUACGUUAAGAAAUUUGUUAAAACAAUUGAUCGGACCUGAAUCUGAAAGUUUUGAUAUUUCUGGAUUAUUAGAAUUGAUUUUAAGUCAAAAUCUUGUUGGAUCUGUAGUAAAAGUUGAUGGAAUACAAAGUGAUCCAUUUGCCUUUUUAACGGUUUUGAAUUUGAAUUAUCAUCGAGAAAAACCAUGUAUAAAGCAGAUUUUAUCAUAUAUUAUGUCUAUGAUGAGUUCUAAUAAGGAUUUUUGUGAGGCUUUGAAUGGUCUUUUGGAGAAAUCGGAUUUGCACACAGGUUUAAUCUUAUCAGAGCGUAUCGUUAAUAUGCCAACACAAAUUGUUCCUUCAAUGUAUGAAUUACUUUUUGAAGAAAUAGAUUGGGCUUUGGAAGAUAAAGAACCGUAUAAUUUUGGCCAUUAUAUUAUUUUAUCUAGAAGUUAUCGAGAGCAAGUAAAGAGAGGUUUUUUAAAAAAGAAACAAAAGAAAGAUAUGAAGACUGUAUAUUUUCACCCAGAAGACGAACUAUUUAAAAAAAAAUCAUUAUAUUCAAUGACAUAUAAAUACACUAAAUCUGAUGAGGGUUCUAAUUUUAGACAGGCUUUUCAGAACCCUGGAAUACAGCUUCAAGGUGAAAUAAUUGUAAUUUCAAAAAAUAAAUUGAAAGAAGCUAUUGCUGAUUUGAAGUCAAUUCUUACUGAAUGA